Molecule: messenger RNA, 1950 nt
Organism: Anopheles nili
Lineage: Eukaryota; Metazoa; Arthropoda; Insecta; Diptera; Culicidae
Gene: Sb
Product: serine proteinase stubble
Exons: 9
Coding region: 1-1950 (649 amino acids)
Biological process (GO): proteolysis
Molecular function (GO): serine-type endopeptidase activity
Source: RefSeq, a predicted model, not a curated record
AUGCAUGCAUGGGAUCUGAACAUCUCCACCAUGUGGAGUCGAUGGAAGGCAUCGAUUCUACUGUUAACGGCCCUCUGUUGGAUCGCUGAGCGUACACCGACGGUGGCGGGCGUGGCAGGAGUGGCCGCCGGUUCUAGUCACAACUACAAGAUCAACCCGAAGCCCUGCUCGGUGAACGGCAUCGAGGGCACGUGCAUGUUCGUCUGGGAAUGCAUCAAAUCCGAGGGCCAGCACGUGGGCAUGUGCAUGGACCAGUUCAUGUUCGGUUCCUGCUGCUCGCACAACCUGACGGAAAAUGUGAUACCUCAAAACUACCACCAGGUGCUCACCUACCGUCCUAAACCCUCGCCGUCGUCUUCGUCCGGGGGCAAGUAUAAGCCACCGAGGCCAAGUACUUUCGUUAGUAGCAACGGCUACACCACCAUCUAUAGGCCGAACGGUAGUGGCACACUGGUGAUACGGCCGUCCCACAACCAUCACCAGCAGUCCCACACGUACCACCACAGCAAACCGGGAAGCCAUGCUUCCUCGUCGGGCAGCAACGCAGGAAGUGGCGCCGGCCACGGCAUUAGUAGUUCCAGUAGUAGCGUUAGUAGCGGUGGCGCGUUCGUCACCGGCAGCAACCACUUUAGUCAAAAGCCAACGGCGGGCACUGUAAAUAAACACUCUACCUUAUCGACGCCGGUGCAGCCGGGAGCUGCGGACCAGGAGAUGGCCGCCAGUGUUGCUAGCGGCAUCUACACCACCCACUGGCAGGCGACGACGGAGCCGAGUUUCAUCACGCGGACGAAGCCACCGAAACCGAACAAGCCGUCCAAGAAACCGAUCCUGUCCAUCUCGAACAACAUACAAAGCACCGUACUGAAACCAAAACCAUCGGCUAAGCCGACAAAGCAAAGUACUACCAGCACUAGCACUACCACCACUACCACUACGACAACGACGACGACCACACCGAGGCCCACGACCAGAAGGACGACGACGACGACCAGCACCACCACGACAACCACCACGACAACGACGGCGAAUCCUACCACCGUCGGCAGUGUUAGCAGCUCAACAGGUUCCGCGCCGGCAGCGUCACCAUCUGUGAUUGACUUCGACGACGCUUCGCCGUCCACCUCGUCCUAUACGGCAGCCCCAGGCCGGUACACCAUUUCCGCAGCAAGAAAUGCCGAGUGCGGAAUUCAGACGAUGGGUCGACCGGAGACGCGAAUCGUCGGAGGUAAAAACGCCCCAUUCGGGCGCUGGCCCUGGCAGGUGUCCGUGCGACGGACGUCCUUUUUCGGCUUCUCAAGCACCCACCGGUGCGGUGGAGCUGUCAUAAAUGACAACUGGAUAGCGACGGCGGGCCAUUGUGUGGAUGACCUGCUGACGUCGCAGAUUCGGAUACGGGUUGGUGAGUACGACUUCUCGCACGUGCAGGAACAGUUGCCGUACAUCGAGCGGGGUGUCGCGCGGAAGGUCGUCCAUCCGAAGUAUAACUUCUUCACGUACGAGUUCGAUCUGGCGCUGGUGAAGCUGGAACAGCCGCUGGUCUUCGCUCCCCACAUCAGCCCCAUCUGCCUGCCGGCGACGGACGACCUGCUGAUUGGCGAAAACGCCACCGUCACUGGAUGGGGUCGGUUGAGUGAGGGAGGCACGCUGCCGUCCGUGCUACAAGAGGUGUCCGUUCCGAUCGUGAGCAACGACCGGUGCAAAUCGAUGUUCCUGCGCGCCGGCCGGCACGAAUUUAUACCGGACAUUUUCCUGUGCGCCGGCCACGAGACUGGAGGACAGGACUCCUGCCAGGGAGAUUCCGGUGGCCCAUUGCAGGUGAAAGGCAAGGACGGUCACUACUUCCUGGCUGGUAUCAUUUCAUGGGGAAUCGGCUGUGCCGAGGCGAACCUGCCGGGCGUUUGCACCCGAAUAUCGAAGUUCGUACCGUGGAUCAUGGAAACCGUGCUGUGA